Molecule: messenger RNA, 628 nt
Organism: Lycium barbarum (goji berry)
Lineage: Eukaryota; Viridiplantae; Streptophyta; Magnoliopsida; Solanales; Solanaceae
Product: proteinase inhibitor I-B-like
Exons: 3
Coding region: 22-453 (143 amino acids)
Biological process (GO): response to wounding
Molecular function (GO): serine-type endopeptidase inhibitor activity
Source: RefSeq, a predicted model, not a curated record
UAAAUAUCCCUGUAAAACCAAAUGAAUCCAACACUUGUAACAAAUAAACACAGUUUAUUCAUCAGUUUCGAUUCUUUAAAGCAAGUAGAAUUGAAUGGAGGCAAAAAGUCUAUGGUGAAGUUAGCUCACCUGGUUGCUCUCUUGCUUCUUGCAUCAUGCUUGCAACCUCUCAUUGCUCGAGAUUUGGAAGUCGACAUGAGUGAUGAAUUUAAUAUCUUGCAACUUGAUGUGUCUCAGUCCUUUUGCCCAGGAGUGACAAAGGAACAAUGGCCAGAACUUCUUGGGACACCAGCUAAGUUUGCUAUGCAAAUAAUUCAGCAGGAAAAUCCAAAAUUAACCAAUGUUCUAACCGUACUGAAUGGUACUCCAGUCACAGAAGAUUUAAGAUGUAAUCGAGUUCGUCUUUUUGUUAAUGUGUUGGACUUUGUUGUACAAAUUCCCCAAGUUGGUUAAAGGGAGAAAUUACUCACCUGCAACAUCGGAUAUUUAUACAAAAAAAAUAUUGUUUACAUCAAGUUUUAUGUAUUAGGUGUUGCAGCCCAGAAAAUAAAUUGGAGCCGUAUGGUUAUGUCUCUAUGUACUCCACGACUUCUUGAUAAAUAAAUGAUAAAUGUGGCUUUUAAUUUCA